GCUACCUUUCCUCCACUGAUCGACAACACUCACUAAAAACGCAAUGCCUCCACGAAAGAAAACGGCGAAGGGAAGCGUGCGCGCUCCUUCAACUCCAGUGGCUGAUGAAGAUGCCAUGGCCAUUGACACACCUCAGCCGGCAGAACCUGCAGGUCCAGCAAAACCUAGCUACGAUAUUACAAAGGACCCAUGGACAGACGAACAGGAGACUUCACUCUUCAAGGGAAUCAUUAAAUGGAAGCCAGCUGGUAUGCACAAGCACUUUCGCAUGAUUGCAUUGUCUGAACAUCUACGAAAUCAUGGCUACGAUCCGACCGUCGAUCAACACACUCGCAUACCUGGUGUUUGGGAGAAGCUGAGAACUCUAUAUAGCCUGGAUCUGAUCGAUGAACGAGAAAAUUUCGAGAUUGAGGACCAGGACAAGUACUUGGAGUUCAAGCUUCCAGAGGAGGAAUACGACGAGGUAACAUUCAUGAGGGGUAAACGAAGUCCCAGUGAAGCACCAUCAUCGCCGCCUUCCUUGUCUCGUUCGCCUUCUCCUCGUGGACAGAGAAAGCGGAAGAGAGCAGAUACGGUGGCUGCGAAAGAUACUCGAGCAAGUACGGUCGAGGAUACGGAUGAACCUAGGACUUCACCAGCAGCCUCUUCUCCUCCUAAGUCAACACGCACGGGCAGAGGAACGAACAGGUCAAUGGGACGAGUUAAGGCAGAUUCUGGGUCUAGACAUCAAAGUAAGGAUACUACGGCGGAUACAGCCGAUGAGGAAACUGGUAGAGAGGGAACAGAAGAUGCUGGUGAAGAGGACGAGCAAGAAGGAGAAGCAGAAGAGGAAAACGAGGGGUCACCAUCACCUAAGCCGUCGAGAGGGAGAACGAAAGGAGCAGCAAGUACGGCAUCAAGUGCGGCACCAACUCGUCGAGGUCGGCGUAAAAGGCAGUGAUAGUCGACAGCAUUACGGUUGGACAGUUAUCGAAUUUGUGUUUGUGGGUUCCAUGUCCAGAUAGCCUUUUUCAUGGCUGAGGGAAAAAGCUCUUGUAGUUCAACAUGUCGGAUAUUUAGAGAUUGGCUUCAAGGCUGAAAUGAGAUUCAAGCAAUAGCAAAAUACGAGUCAUUGGCUGGCUAUUGGCUAUGUCCUGUAC
Molecule: messenger RNA, 1139 nt
Organism: Mollisia scopiformis
Lineage: Eukaryota; Fungi; Ascomycota; Leotiomycetes; Helotiales; Mollisiaceae
Product: CT20-domain-containing protein
Exons: 2
Coding region: 44-940 (298 amino acids)
Biological process (GO): regulation of transcription by RNA polymerase II
Cellular component (GO): NuA4 histone acetyltransferase complex; nucleus
Source: RefSeq, a predicted model, not a curated record